Microthlaspi erraticum is the source of this 291-nucleotide messenger RNA. Lineage: Eukaryota; Viridiplantae; Streptophyta; Magnoliopsida; Brassicales; Brassicaceae. The record is from the annotation of a GenBank genome assembly.
AUGGCUUACCUCUGGGUAAGCACAACUGCUUGGCUCGACUAUGAAGGAGUGAGGACUCUUUUCACAGCUGCGAUGGCACAUCCAGAGGUAUUCAGGGUGACUGAGGUAGCUGAUCUCCCAGUCAAUGAAGAAGGCGUGUUCUUCGUGCUCCAGCCUCCUUCAGGUCUGAUUGACAGCAACAUGUGGGACAUUCUAUCUGGUCCAGUAGGAUCCAAAAGGCUUGUGAGCACCUUUUUCAUGGUAAGACAUCUAACAAAACUGUGUUCAAUUGAGCACAAAAAAUUGAGUUAA